UUCCCACGGUGUAUUUUAACUACUACAACUACCUUAGCAGCAUUAGAUCUUCUUCUCUUGAUUAGACAAAUAGAAACUACUGUGUGUACGCGAAAAUAAACCAAUGACAAUUGACAACUGAUUUAUUUUAAUAGCAUCUGAAGUGUUUUGUGAUAUUCAAUGACAGCAAAGCAGUAAAGUUACUGUGUUCAACCCUUAACUGUACAAAAGAGAUCGAUAUAUCUACGUACCAACCCAAUUUUCUAAGAAAAAUAAUUCGGCCAAAGCAGUUCGUUUUCAACUAUUUCGGAAAAAAUAAUCCAGUUUAAUUAAUAUGGUACACAAAAAUUAUUUGGUUAUAACCUAUAUGGGAUCAUUCAAGGAAAAUAUUUUUGUGACAGUGUAAAAAAUAGCGAUAUGCUAUAUUCAAUCUACAUGAAAAAAAACCCACUUUUUCCCAAAUUACAACGAAAAUCAUCUGCAGGCAGAGAAGACUGUUUAUGUUGAUGUGGGUGCCAGUUGACUGAAGAAGAAUUAUUGCUUCUUUUAUUGCAAGUAUUUUUGCAGUUGAAAGAAAAGAAGUUGUUGUAUCUGGUUAAAUUUCUGAAUUGUAUUCAGUGGAAACAGUACUAACUCGGGUCAGAUGAUGCCUAGCGAAGGUCCACCGAGUACUCCUUCAUCUAAAUCAAAAGAAAAAAAUAUACCUAGGACAAAGGUCGUCGUGGCCUUAUAUAAUUAUAAAGCAAUAGAAAGUGGUGAUUUAUCAUUAGAAAAGAAUCAAUCCUAUGAUGUAAUCGAUGAUUCGCAAGAGCAUUGGUGGAAAGUUAAAGAUUCAAAAGGAAACAUUGGAUACAUUCCUAGUAACUAUGUUAAAGAAAAAGAAUCUCUUGGACUUCAACAGUAUGAUUGGUAUGUUAAUGAUAUGUCUAGACAGAGAGCAGAAUCGCUGCUAAAACACGAAGAUAAAGAAGGAUGUUUUGUGGUUAGAAACUCUUCAACAAAAGGACUCUAUACUCUAUCUUUAUAUACCAAAAUACCUCAUCCGCACGUAAAACACUACCACAUCAAAGUGAAUGCUAGAGGUGAAUACUUCCUCUCUGAAAAACAUUGUUGUAGUUCUAUACCGGAUUUGAUCAACUAUCAUAAGCAUAACAGUGGUGGGCUAGCAUCGAGAUUGAAGACGAGCCCUUGUGAUAGACCUGCCCCAGCCACAGCAGGACUUAGUCAUGACAAAUGGGAAAUUGACCCCAAUGAACUAAUGCUAUUAGAGGAACUUGGAUCUGGACAAUUUGGAGUUGUAAGGAGAGGGAAAUGGAGGGGCUCCAUUGAUGUAGCUGUGAAAAUGAUGAAAGAAGGUACUAUGUCUGAAGAUGAUUUUAUAGAAGAAGCUAAAGUUAUGACAAAAUUACAACACACCAAUUUAGUACAACUAUACGGCGUUUGCAGUAAGGAUAGACCUAUUUUUAUUGUGACAGAAUACAUGAGGUACGGCUCCCUUUUAAAUCACCUAAGAAGGCAUGAACAAUCACUUAGUAACAAUCAGGGUUUGCUUCUUGAUAUGUGUAUUCAGGUGUGUAAAGGUAUGGCUUACUUGGAAAGGCAUAACUACAUUCACCGAGAUUUGGCAGCUAGAAACUGCUUAGUGGGCAUUGAGAAUACAGUAAAGGUAGCAGAUUUCGGAUUGGCAAGAUACGUUUUAGAUGAUCAGUAUACUUCUUCAGGUGGAUCGAAAUUUCCUAUUAAAUGGGCCCCUCCGGAGGUACUCAAUUAUACGAGAUUUUCUUCUAAAUCAGAUGUUUGGGCUUACGGCGUUUUAAUGUGGGAGGUAUUUACUUGUGGUAAAAUGCCUUAUGGUAGAUUAAAAAACACAGAAGUGGUCGAAAGAGUGCAAAAAUGCAUAAUUUUAGAAAAACCAAAAGCUUGUUACAAAGAUGUGUAUGAUGUAAUGAGAAAAUGUUGGGCGCCACUUCCCGAAAACCGACCAUCUUUCAAAGUGUUAAAAGAAACAUUAAUCAACGUCUCCCAAGGUCUUUUAGUCGAUUGACUGGCCAAGUUAGUUUGCGAAUGUGUCUCGCAUAGUCCUUCCUCAUCUUCCGGUGUAUCUACGAGCGAUUACGAACAGACGUGGAUCAACGUUUGCCAGACACUAUGCCGCGAGGCAAAAAAGAGCAAAGUUAAAAAAUUAUGAAUAUGUUCUUUUAUAUAUACAUUUAACUGUAUUUCUGUAUGUGGGAAGCAAAAAUGGGGAGUUUAAGUGAUGUAGUUAGCUUCUAAUGUAUAGUCUUUAGGCGGAAACUGUUGAUGAUAGUAUUGAUUGACAAGUUUUCGCCAAAUGGAUGUUUAGAGUUGGAAUUUAGUAAUCUGUUCUAAUUAAUAAGUCAACUAAAAUAUUCGUUAUUAGCUUUUUGGUAUUAAUUUAAUGGGAUCUCGUUAUUUUGUUUUAUUAUGUAAGAUCCUGUCGAUUGAAAGAUACAAGAAUUGCGCUAAUGUAAUAGUGAUAAUGUUCAUGUGUUAUAGAGUUUUACUGUCAGAUGUUCCUUAUCUAUUUUUUUCUUAGACAAGGAAUUUAUCUCAUAAUUUCUCAGUUACUGACACCCUCAAAUUAUAUUUUUGUUCCGGAAGAACUGUUUUUAAAAAAAUUUUAUUCACACAAACACAUUACAAUUUUACAAAUAUUGAAUGAAUUUAAUUAAUAUAAAGAAUUGAAUUAACAAAACUCAUUAAAUUGUAUUUUGCAACUUAUAUACAAUUUAUUUUC
This is a messenger RNA of Diorhabda sublineata, 2737 nucleotides long. It is a transcript of the gene Btk29A, whose product is annotated as tyrosine-protein kinase Btk29A. Gene Ontology annotation, biological process: peptidyl-tyrosine autophosphorylation. The record is from RefSeq and is a predicted model, not a curated record. NCBI's taxonomy places the organism in Eukaryota, Metazoa, Arthropoda, Insecta, Coleoptera, Chrysomelidae. The transcript has 11 exons. Gene Ontology annotation, molecular function: non-membrane spanning protein tyrosine kinase activity; protein binding; ATP binding. The coding region runs from base 623 to 2023 and encodes 466 amino acids.